AUGCGAAAAGAGAAAGGUUAUACUUUACUGCUUAUGACCUCAAUGGACCGAGCGGACACAGAGUUGACUGUCCGAACAGCUGCGGCUAUCACACUUAAAAAUGUAGUCAAACGAUGCUGGGAUCAAACCGACAAGUUAUCAGAGGACGAUAGGUCGGCUGUGAAAACACAUAUUGUCGAGCUGAUGUUAAAAUCUCCUCAAAGUAUCACCAAACAGCUUUCGGAAGCAAUCACAAUCAUCGGACGAGUCGAUUUUCAUGAGAAAUGGCUGAAUCUCAUCCCCGAAAUCUGCCAACACAUUCAAUCCGACGACUUUUCCAGAGUGAACGGAUGCCUUCACACUUGCCAUUCACUUUUCAAGCGCUACAGAUACGAGUUCAAGUCUAACGAGCUGUGGAUUGAGAUCAAAUACGUUCUCGACAAUUUUGCCACGCCACUCACAGAGCUCUUCAAACGAGUCCUCACGAUCAUCAACUCUGGCCAGCUCGCAGACGAUAAAGUAAAACUGCUCUACAACACACUCGCCCUUAUCGCCAAGGUCUUCUACUCCCUCAACUACCAGGAUCUUCCAGAGUUUUUCGAAGACAAUAUCGCCGUAUGGAUGGACGGUUUUCACGCACUUCUCACUGCACCAAGCAUCAAAGUCCUCGAAUCAGAUGAUGACGAGCAAGCUGGAGUCCAAGAGCAGCUCAAGGCGCAGAUCUGCGAAAUUGCCUCGAUGUACACUCAAAAAUACGGCGAAGAAUUUGAAAACCAUCUCCCCAAGUUCGUCCAGGCCAUUUGGCAGCUUCUCACGUCGAUUGGUCUUGAAUUGAAAUAUGACCUCCUCGUGUCCAACGCGUUGAGCUUCCUUGGAUCUGUCGCUGAUCAAACUGGCAACAACAAGCUUUUCUCUGAAGGCGAAGCGCUCAAGACCAUUUGCGAGCAGGUCAUCAUGCCCAAUGUUGGCUUCCGUCAGCAGGAUCAGGAACUUUUUGAAGACAAUCCAGAAGAAUGGAUUCGCCGAGAUCUCGAAGGCUCUGACCAGGCUACCAGACGACGAGCAGCCUGCGAUCUCAUUCGAUCUCUGUCACGCAACUUUGAGACUCAGAUCAGGGCCAAUGGAAGCUCAAAGAAGCUGCUAUUUUCCUUGUUGCCUCGUUGGGAACAAAAAAAGAAGACGGAAAGACAUGGCGUCACGGAAACUUCGUCUAUUCUGCCCGUCGUUCAAUUCUGGGAGCAGUAUAUUGAGAGUGACUUGGCUAGCGACAAGCCACAACUUGCAUCUGCGUGUCUGAAGUUCUUCUCCAGCUUCAGAAUAAUCAUUGGACGCGAUCGCGUGGGAAAAGCUCUCCCCGCUCUGUCAAAGCUUUUGACGCACAGCUCACCCGUCGUGGCAGCUUAUGCGGCGCACGCUGUUGAGCGAAUUAUGAUGACGAAGAUGCCAAAGACUAAAGAACCCUUGGUCACCAAAGCCCUCGUCCAGCCAGUUCAAAAUGACUUGCUCCUUCAACUUGGACAGAUUGUAUCGUCUUCUGAGAAUGAAUUCGCUGCCAAGGCACUUUGCAAGCUCCUCGCACUUCAGCGCGAGCUUCUCCUGUCUUCUGUUCCAGAUUUGGUGCAGAUGAUCCACGGGCGAAUAACCCAGCUCUGCGCCAAUCCAGCAAGGCCAAACUUCAACCACAAUGUCUUCGAGUGUCUUGCCCUUUGUAUUCGAAUUCUCUGCCAAGCGCAGCCUGAUGCCACGAAAAGCUUUGAAGACAGCCUCUUCCCACUCUUCUUUCAAGUCUUGGAAAAGGACGUCGGAGAAAUCGUCCCGUACGUGUUCCAAAUUAUGUCACUUCUUCUCCAGCAGCAAGGUGGUUGCCCCGAUACUUACCUAGAAUUGUACAAACCGCUUCUGUCUCCUCAGCUUUGGGAAGCAUCUGGAAAUGCCCAACCGCUGGUCACUCUUCUCUGUGUUAUUAUUGAGAGAUGUCCGUCCAAACCAGCUGAGAAUCUCAACCCAUUGCUUGGUGUUUUCCAAAAACUGAUUGCAUCACGAACAAAUGACGUCCAUGGAUUCGUCCUUUUGAAGGCAAUCGUUUGCUUCCUUCCAGAAAAAGUUGUCGCUGAGUACAUCAAAAGCGUUUUCAUCGUUCUCUUCGGUCGUCUACAAAGUAGCAAGACCGCCAAAUAUGCUUCCGCAUUUGUCGAGUUCCUCUCGUGCUACGCAGCUGCUCAUGGAACUGAAAAGCUUCGCGACAUUACAAACAGUAUCCAACCAGGAUGCUUUUCUAUGAUUUGCGAGAAGGUAGUCACCCAGCACAUCCGUAAAGUUCGAAAUCCUGUCGACCGAAAAAUGGCGGGCGUUUUUGCUGCGGAUAUUCUAACGAAAGGAAAUAUUGCUCCAGAUCUUUGGGGAGCUCUUUUGCAGGAAGUCAUCGCUCUUUUCGAGCUUCCAGUCGAAGAAGGAGACGAUGAAAUUGUCGAGCCGAUGAUGGAAGGAUACAGUAAUGCUACUGCUAUUCUGACAUACGCUGCUAAGGCGACCAUUGAUCCUUUGAAGGAGAACUGCCCAGAUCCAAAGGUUUACCUUGUCCAGACUCUUGACAAGCUCAACAAAGCCAACCCUGGACAGAUCACUCCGAUCUUCCAAAAACUCGACGCAGAAGCACAGGGACAUCUGAAGAACUACUUGGACUCGGCCGGCGUCACUCUUUAA
This is a messenger RNA of Oikopleura dioica, 2682 nucleotides long. NCBI's taxonomy places the organism in Eukaryota, Metazoa, Chordata, Appendicularia, Copelata, Oikopleuridae. The record is from the annotation of a GenBank genome assembly.